AUGAUGCGUGCUGCAGGCACUACACCACCCACAGGCAUGUCGGCGCUUCAUCUGUCAGCGUACGAGGGAGAUGCGAACCUUGUGCGAGGGAGGAUUGAGCUGGGAGAAGAUCCUAACGCGAGAGACGAGGACGGACGAACCCCCUUGCAUUGGGCUGCCGCGGGAGGACAUCAGGCUUUGGUAGAGUACUUGGCCGGGCUCCCAGGGGCCUUGAUCAACACCCAGGAUGAAGACGGGCUGUCACCCUUAGCGAGCGCCGUGGCUGCCAACAAGAUUGUCGUAGCCGCGUUCCUGCUCGGGAAGGGGGCCGACCCCAAGGCUAGGACAAAUUCAAGGCAAGCGGUUCUACACUUCCAUAAAGCCCGUCCGGAGGUCAUACGCCUUUUACUCCCAUACCUUUCAAUUGCCGACGUGAACGCUCAGGACAAGUGGGGGAAUACGCCACUCCAUCGCUGUAUCUGCGGGGAGAGCCAAGACCAUCUGGAUGCGCUCGACUUGCUGCUGGAGGCCGGAGGCAGGCCCAACACUGGGGACAACACAGGAAAUACCGCGUUGCAUCGCGCGACAGAGGAAGGGCUGAAGAAGCUUGCCAGUCGCCUGAUAGAGGCGGGCGCUGAUGCUUCGCGGCUGAACAAGGAGGGCGAAAAAGCGGCUCCCUGACGCAUCUUAAUUUAGGUUUUCUGAAGGAGGUGCCAAGAGGCGAGGGAAUGAAACAUUCCUUCGAUCCUCGCGCCAGUUAGCUGGAUAGAAACACAGGCGAACAUGGCGCCCCCUUGGAACGUGACGGUAGUUGUCGAAUUUCCCCUGGAGAGGUGCUUGGUUUGAGGAAGACGACAGCCUGUGGUCUGCUCGUGUUCUUCGCUUGUACAAGUAUCGGUGUACACGGCAUGUGUGUUGCAAACCACGACUUUUCGGGCAGAGCGCUGACGUGCAUCGGGCUUGGACGGUGCCACGUUCGGUUUGUGGUGAGCUUGGUGCCAUUCUCUUGCUUCCGGGAAGCUGUUCCGAGUAUGGCCUAGGCAAAUCCAAGAACGAUCGCUGUUUGGACGUGUUCGAUUGCUCUCUCCCUGCGGCCGUGCACGUACCGUUGACGUUCGUACUUACCGGUACACCUCGACGACCUCUUCCAUGUGGUGCACUUCUCAACCCCAACGAUAGUAACCAACGCGUUCCCAUGUUUUCCCAUUAGAACCAAUUCGACGUCAGCUUGGGCAUGUGUCCGGCGCUCGUGCGUAAGCAGAUAACGUCGUUGCUGAAGUUGUGUCGCCAAAUGCUCUGGAGUAGGUCGGCUUGGGCGGGAGGAUUGACGGAAGCCAUUGAGGAAGUCGUGUUGUUCGACGGCCUCAAAGUGACAUCGGGUGCAGCCGUGCCUGUGUCAAGUGUGCUGUCGGUUGCUCUACCGUCCAAUCAAUGAAGCCGUUUGGUCGGGGUCGGGAUCCCUUCAAUCGCUUUCGUUCAGCUAUGUUUUAUUCAAUGCAUAUCAGGAGUCGUAUGGCCGAAUUCCCUCAAAACAGUUAGAGUUGGGUGAAGUCUUCCCCGAUCGUGAGAAGUCGAGUGGCCAAACUCUAUGCAAAGUGUGACUCUUUUUGCGGAAGAUAGACCAUCACUAUUCUGACUUUGAGGCGCACCACCACCUACAAAUGUGCGCGUGGCGGGCAAGAAAAUCUGUCCCUGGUACUGCUUCCAAAGUAGGCACCUCAACACGCUACGAGGCAAUAGACAUCGUCUUUUGACCGCCUUAGCUCCGGGACUUCGCGCGGUCAACAGCGCGACGUCGUCAAUGUCAGUGACUGGCUUGUGGGAAACAACCGACUGAUAGAUUGCAGCCUCAUUCCUGCUAAAAAUGCACGGGUGGCCAGAGGCAGGUUGUGGGUAGGUUGGGGCACUCAACACAACCUGGGGGGGGGAGGUUGUAGGGAGGUUGCAGCCCAAAGCGUGCAAGUUAUCCCGCAUCUUGGAUAGUGGCGUUAUUGCAAUCAACACGACGGGCUGCAAGCCUG
This is a messenger RNA of Ectocarpus siliculosus, 2000 nucleotides long. NCBI's taxonomy places the organism in Eukaryota, Phaeophyceae, Ectocarpales, Ectocarpaceae. The record is from the annotation of a GenBank genome assembly.